Messenger RNA from Brachypodium distachyon (stiff brome), 1067 nucleotides. RefSeq lists its product as uncharacterized. The transcript has a single exon. The coding region runs from base 173 to 796 and encodes 207 amino acids. NCBI's taxonomy places the organism in Eukaryota, Viridiplantae, Streptophyta, Magnoliopsida, Poales, Poaceae. The record is from RefSeq and is a predicted model, not a curated record. Gene Ontology annotation, biological process: defense response to other organism.
ACAAGGUAUCUACGGACAGCUCAAACUCAAGCUCAAGCUCAAGUUUAACCCCAUAAAGAACACAAACUCCCACACGAAGCAGAGCCCACCCCCGCGCGCCCUUCUCCUUCUUCCCCUUCUCUGCCAGCCUCCCCCCGUUGACCGACCAACCAAGCUCGCCAGCGGCCAAUCCAUGGCGUACGGCGGCGGGAGCCGCCAGCAGAGGUCCUGCUGCGGCGGGCUGUGCAGCUUCAUCAUCGCCGCGGGGUUCGUGAUCCUCAUCUACUGGGCCAUCUUCCAGCCCCACCACAUCCGCGCCACCGUCGCCUCCGCCACUCUCACCAACCUCACCGUCUCCCCCAGCUCCGGCCCCAACCCCUCCAUCUCCUACAGCCUCUCCCUCGAGCUCUCCCUCUACAACCCGAGCCUCCGCGUCGCCAUCUACUACGACGCCUUCCCCCGCGCCGACCUCCGCUCCGUCUCCGGCGUCUUCCUCGGCCCCGCCGCCACCGUUUCCCCAUCCGAGUUCCUGCAGAGCAAGCGGAGCACGGAUUCAGUGAAGCUGGAGUUCGACGGGACCAAGGGGGUUGGAGUGCCCGGGGAUGUUGCCGGGGAGAUGGGGAAGGAGGCGGCUGCUGGGGCCGUGAGAUUCGAGGUGGCCGUGGACGCGCGGGUCAGGUAUAAGUUUGCGAGCAUCAAGAUCCGGCAGAAGCCGAGGAUCUGGUGCGUGAUUUCGGUGCCUGUUAAGCCGGAGCCACGCGGACAGGGGUUCGAGGGCGCCAUUGUCUCCGGCGACCGCUGCAGCGUCAAGUACUGAAGGAAGGAUUAAGCAUUGUGUUCCUAGGCUUGAUCAUGUUUGGGGGUCUUUGUUAGCGAGAGAUUUGUCAGUGUUCCCCUGUUCCAGGUUCGAUUGGUUCGUGUUAUUGUUUGUGAUUUUUGGGUCGUCUGUGUAACGCUAGUUUCGGUUGUUGUUUUUGAUUUUGGAUUACGUUGUUGAGGAAUCGUUGAUUAAUUGAUGGAUUUGUAAGAGUUGUGUGCUGUGCUGUGUGUUUUGAUGAUUUUUAGUGUGAUUCAUUGGAAGGUUUGAA